UAACAACGUAAUAUACUUAAACAGCCCUUCCUUUCCUGUCCCUUCUUACCGUCUUAGCAACCUAAUUCUCACCCCCUCUCUUCAAUCGCCGGCGAACUGUAAGGAUUGUGCUUCCAAUCGUUGGGACUCUCGAAUUUUUGCAGCUGAAAAUACAUUCAAGAGAAGGAACGGAGGGCGCAACAAGCAGGGUGGUGGCUGCGUGAAUUUAGUCCGCUGCUCCAGCUGUGGGAAGUGUAGAGUCAAGAAUUGAUAUUCAGGGGAUGACAGUGCUGAAGAGAUAUGUGUUGAGACUGUUCAUAUCAUUGAAGUAUAUAACAGCGAAUGUGGUAGACAGAAAUAAUGGACGCAUAGUUGCAACUGCCUCAACGGUUGAACAUGCUCUAAAAAAUAAUCUUGAAUGUGGUCGUUCUUGCAAUGCAAAGGCGGCAGGUGUUGUGGGAGAAGUGCUGGCAAUGAGACUCAGAGUGGAGGGUCUUGAACAGGGCCAGGGAAGAGGAAUCCAUGUCGAUGUGAAUAAGGAAAUCGAGAAGAAAGGUUUCAAGAAUCGGACGAAGAUCUGGGCGGUUGUGAAUGCCCUGAGGAACAAUGGAGUAAAACUUAUUCUUGAUGAUGAGGACAAUGUUGCUCCUGACUCCAGCUAUACAUAUCGGCAAGGAGAGUAGUUUGUGAAUUCCAGAAAUUGACCAUUUUACUAAAUUUGAAAUCGUGCUUUGCUCGGGUAAUGACAUGUUUUCCUCUUAAUCAGAAUUGGAAAGUUUGGAUGCUAUACUGUUCCCGUGUCGAAGUGUAGAAUUGCAAAUGCAAUUUUGUGAGA
Messenger RNA from Sesamum indicum (sesame), 814 nucleotides. RefSeq lists its product as uncharacterized. Gene Ontology annotation, cellular component: ribosome. Gene Ontology annotation, molecular function: structural constituent of ribosome; 5S rRNA binding. NCBI's taxonomy places the organism in Eukaryota, Viridiplantae, Streptophyta, Magnoliopsida, Lamiales, Pedaliaceae. Gene Ontology annotation, biological process: translation. The record is from RefSeq and is a predicted model, not a curated record.